This is a messenger RNA of Macrosteles quadrilineatus (aster leafhopper), 5422 nucleotides long. Its product is annotated as UNC93-like protein MFSD11. NCBI's taxonomy places the organism in Eukaryota, Metazoa, Arthropoda, Insecta, Hemiptera, Cicadellidae. The transcript is spliced from 8 exons. The coding region runs from base 107 to 1492 and encodes 461 amino acids. The record is from RefSeq and is a predicted model, not a curated record.
CCUCAAUCCAACCUCAACCUCAGUAGUAGUCAGUCCGACUAGUGCCUCGCAGACGCGUAGACGUGAGUUAGUUUCGUGUUGUGAUAGUAAACAGUGAAGUGACAAAAUGAAGACAAACAAAGAAUAUACCGUGGUUAAAACCAAAUCGUCUUCCAAGGAAUCUAAUCGACGUGAAAUACGGAACAUGAUUAUGUUAGGAUCGGGCUUCAUGGUCAUGUUUUCAGCGUUUAACACAAUGGAAAACCUAGAGAAACCAUUUCUGGCCAGCGCACAAGAAGAUGACCCCACAUUCACAGCGGACGGCUACGUCGCACUGGGAAUUCUUUACCUCUUCUUCGGUAUCUUCCUAUGGGUCGCCCCGAGCAUAAUCAGCAUGAUCGGACCCAGAGCUGCACUGGCCGUUAGCUCCCUCGGAUAUAGUGCCUUUAUCGCAUCGUUCUACCUGCGCAAGACAUGGCUCGUGUACGGAGGCUCGAUAGUGAACGGCUGCAGUGCUGCCUUGCUGUGGACGGCUCAGGGAAACUACACGAUCCUCAACUCAAGGCCGAAGACCAUCACCAGAAACACCAGCAUAUUCUGGGUCCUGUUUAAGUGCUCGCUAUUCUUCGGCAACAUCUUUGUGUUCCUGAUGUUCCAAGGGAAGACGAGGAUUGACUACGAGACGGGGAACACUGUGAUCAUCACGCUGUUCUGCGUAGCCGCCGUCGCUACGUUCCUCAUGUUCUUCCUGCAGAAGCCGGAGCACGAGAGUCAGAAACGAGAUGAGGCGUCGCUCUGGGCGUCUCGAGUGUCUUUCAUCGCAGAGGCCGGGCCUAAGGAGGCCUUCUUGAAAUCUCUCAGUCUUGCUAUCAAACCCAAGAUACUUAUGUUGUGUCCGCUGUUUUGCUACUUUGGUUUUCAAGUGUCGUAUCACUCCGGUAUCUACGCAGCCUGUGUAGGGUUCACCAAGAGCUUCGGUGACGACAGCAAGAAGCUGGUACCUCUUGUCGGCAUUGCUAUUGGUCUAGGAGAGCUAAUCACUGGCUCAGUUCUGAUCCUCAAGGGCACGCACAUCUCCAAGUUCAAGUGGGGUGGAGUUUACAUUGUUUGCAUCGGAUUCUUUGUUCAGGCGCUUUGCUACUUGAUUUCAUUCUUCAACUUACCAAACUCUGCGAAUUUCGGGGACACACAUGAAGCAGCUUAUAUUGAAAGCAAUGUGUGGCUGGCAAUGUUGUGCUCCAUGAUGAUCGGAGUGGGUGACGGCUGCUUCACAUCACAGAUCUACGCUCUACUGGAGGCCAUGUACCCCAACGACAGCUCGCAGACUGUUGCUCUUUUCAACUUCAUCAAUAGUAUGUCUACAGCCCUCAGCUUCUACAGCAGCACCAUGAUUAGUCUACAUGUCCAGCUGCUGAUCCUGGUGUGCGUGGGUCUCGCUGGCAGCAUCGGCUUUACCAUCGUCACUGCCAGAGUAAAGAAAAACAUGAACAGUCAGUCAGUUCCGACUCACUAAUAGUACUGCGACACUGAGCGACUCGCUGUGAUCCAGAUCAUACAGACCUAAUCUAUGUGUACAAAUUUUUUCAUUAUGUGUGACAAUGUAUUUUACUAUUCGACUAUUCGGUUAUUUCAAAAGGACCAGCUUAUGUGCAGUACAUAGAGUAGUGGUCGUGUGAAAGAGAUCCGUUCAAAAUCUGCACUCAGACGAAGGUCUUAUAUUUUCUUUAAAUGUUUAAUCACAUGGUGCUUAUUUAUUUGAACAAAAUAACCUUACACAGGUUAGUGUUCCAAGGGUUAUAGUUUGCAGAUUUAUUUUGAUUGACUGUGAUUUGUAGAAACUGACCGGCCAGUGGCGGUUCUAGGGCUACUGGGAAAAGGGUGUCCAGAAUUUGGUAUUUUUAAAGCCAUUGCGUGGCUGUCUAUAGCAAUUUUUAAACGUCUAGAACAGUGUCCCAAAACCUCCCCUAAGUUUUUCAGACAAAAUGUAUGUUUACAUUUUUCCCAUGGUCCAAUGGGAAGAUUUUAGCCCCUCCCCUGAACUGCCACAGAAACCAGUUCUAAAGUUAUGGUUAGUUUCAAAUACAGUAGACUCUAGCCCACUUGUAUUAUCAAAGUUCAAGUUAGUAAGAGCCAACUGUAGUUUAUUUAUAGUCUGUAUGAUGAAACCUGUCUCCUAUCCCUCCGUCUACCUGGGCACUGGCCAAUAGUUUAAGGCUCAGGCCAGUCCCAGGUAGACACAGGAUCAGGAGACAGGAUCCAUCAUACAGACUGUAGGCCAUUUGUAAAACAGUCUUAUUGCUUUGUUGUAAAAGCAUUGCUAUUUUAACAUUUUAGUAGGGAUGGUCAAGUCUCGAAAUUUCGGGAAAUUUUCGGGAAAUUUUAAAUCUCGUUACACGAGACGAGAUUUCUUUUUGGCCGAGAUUUUUAUCGAGACGAGAAUAAAAAAAAAUUAAAAACGCCUGCAGAAAGUCAAUGCAAUACCCGCAAUACAGGAGCGUGUUGUAGUUGCGUUUCCUUUGCGAAGGCGUUCUUAUUUAACUAAUUCUUUAAAUGUAAAUAUUACUUUAAUUAUUUUAAUAAUAUUACUUUAAUAACAUUUGAGAAGUUUUGUUAAGUGUAAGCAGUGUGAGGAAUGUUUUAUUACUAUAAAAAGUCAAAACAAGUAAUUAUUUUAUAAAAAUUAAUAUUGCUUUUAUUUUAUGAUUUAUUUUAUUUUAGGAUAAGUUGAACUCUAUCCUAACUGAUAUCACUAUGUUUCCUAAUCGUAGGCAUUUUUAAUAAGUUAGGCGUGAUUAAUAAAAAAAUGUUAUGCUUAUGUUUUUUAAUAAAAGAUUGUAAAUAUUCUUGCCUAUUAUCAUUAUUUUUGUAUUUAAAUAGUCAUCUAACAAUGUUACAAAAUCAGGUAAAAAUUUUGAACGUGCAUUUCCCGUUGUGUAUGAGAAGGGAAAUCCCGUCUCGAUCUCGUCUCGAAAUUUUAUGAGAAAUAAAAAAUCUCGUCUCGUCUCGUCUCGAACUAAAAAUCCAAUCUCGUCCAUCCCUACAUUUUAGACAUAAACUCCAAUGUAAUAUUAAAAUUAAUCUGCAACGUUGAAAACAACAAAUUUUCUAGUUUUUUUAUAUUAAUUGUAAUUGGAAUGAAAUUUAUUGUUGCCAUAGGAAAUACUUUGUUCCUACUACUGUGCCUUUGAGGGUUUUAAGUUCAACUGAAUUAUUUAUCAGCCUAGUGUGUCGUGAAGAACCGUUUUCAUACACCUUAUGAUUAGACAAUCUAAAUAUCUGGGAAACAUAUAUACUGUCACUUAUGACAUCUAUCCGUCUGGUAAGUGAAUUAAUGAAUCCUUUUGAACGAGAAUAACACCAAACGAUGUAACAGGAUUUUUUGGGAUACGUUUAUCAUAUUCGCUUAUUAAUAGAUUCAUCAUUUUUAAUGAUCAGUUGAAGAAAAUUUUAGUUCUGUCUGGUUCAUGUAGAUGGUGUUUUUGUAUCUUUUUAUCUAAUUAUCAACAAUAGCCCAUCCUCUUGUUUUAAAACCAAAUUGUAAAGCACAAAUCAUACUUUUUUAUAUUGCUAAAAGCCGAACACGGAACACACAAAUGCUGAGCAUGUGAGAGUAAGUUUCACGUACGAGACAAAGCCGUAAUGAAUAAUAGGAGAAAAUGCCGGAAAAUCACUUUUGGUACAAAUUAUGAAAGCUACUUUUCAACAAGAUGCAAAUUCCUUCCUAUUUCUGUUUACAAUUAGAUUGUUAUACAGUGAAAACAACUGAUUUAAAUUAUAAAACUUAUCUCAAGUAGUGGACAAAUAAAGAACUGAUUGAGAGCUAGGAAAAGUAAAUUUAUGGAAAAGGCAAAAUCAGCUGAUUGGUUUUCCUUGCUCUAAAUUAGAGCUUGGAAUAUUAAUUUUCUUUAUCAGCUGUCAUUAAAAAUACUUUCUCUAUAGAGUGCUUAAAAAAUCAUCCACACCAGUACUUAACGCCAACAACAUGAAAAUAACAAAAUAAGCUUUAGGUUUUACAAAAGAAUGAGAGGUUUACUCAUACUAUUCAAUGGUUUUGGUUUAUCUGAUCAUAAGGUGUGUUCAAAAAUCUGGAUACUCCUAACCAUUGUUUAUCUGAAUCAAGUUUUUGUUCAAAUCAAACUAUCCAUCAAUUUCAAGGAACUAAACCUAAUAAUAAAUUUUAAAAAUUGUUCAACAAUUUCCAUCUCCAAAAAAGCUUUAUAUAAUACCGGUGUUUUGCUUAGUAAAUUUACAAAAUACUUAAAUCUUGUAACGUUAGUUCUAGUUUGCUAGUUGCUACAUUACUGCUUAAUUUGUCAAAUAUUUUCAUCAUUGGUGAACAAUUUACUUAAGAAGGUCUUGUAUGAUAAUCUAGUUCUUAAGUCGAUAUACUUAUUUUUACUUAAAUGUUUUGAUGAUUAUUUAAUGGAAAAAACGUAAACCUACUUAAUAUUUUGUAUUCGAAAACCACUUAAUGUUUGUUCCUAACAUUUUAAAAUUUAUAUCACCCAUCUUAUGUAGUUUUAUGAUUGUAACAAACUAUUCUUAUUUUCAUUUCAUGAUAAGGGAGUAAAAGGGCUUUCUUUUAGAAGCCUUUUUGUAUUCUUCAAGUCUACUUUAGACCGCCCCGAUAAAAAAAUUAUGCUACAAACUGUUGAAGCACAAUAAUCAUCUGUUACGUUUUAAAAGCACGUAGCAAAUUGAUAGUGGCGUUGUUUUAUUAUUUGAGUUUGUAAUAAAAUAUUUUGAAGUAUUUUUUCUCUCUUGAUUAUGGUUAAUUUUGGAUUGUUUACUAAGAAUGUGUGUAAACUUAAGUAAUGUAAUAUUCCUUACACUGUAAAGUACUAGAUGUAUACAAAUAUGCUAGAUAAUUUUAUUUCACACCGUAGCACAAGAAGCGGCCUGUUUAUGCUCACACAAUACAAUGAAGAUGAUGAUGGUUCCCAAAGUGCUUCAUUUUGUAAAUAUUCUGUGCCUUAAAACGACCAAUACAUUUAAUAGAACUAUGACAAACUAUUUUUUUUAGCUUUGCCAAGCCUAAAAAUGCACAAAAUGGUAAUAUUUACUAAUUUUACAACACUUUUAUCUAUUUAGUAGGUAAUGUUCUAAAAUACUACUUAACCUUUUGUAUGAUAUUGAAUGAUUGUAUUUAGUUUGUGUUAAGUAUAAGUAAAUACGUAUAUACUUAGUUAUAUAGUGACAAGGGUAUGAUAUGUGAGUGUUUUAGUUAAUGUGCCAAUGUUUAUGUAUGUGUGUGUAAAUCAACUAAAUAGCUUAAACUCUGUUGAUUGUUGAAUUGUGUUAUCCAGAGUUUAAACUAUUUCGGGCAAACAGUAAUAAUUAUGUUAAUUUUAUAUGUAUAUUCCUUUCUCACUUUCACUAUCAAUGAGGAAAUUAGUUUUUUAUGAUCUUUAGUAAUUAAGUAAUAAACGAAUGAUUAAUGAAA